GAGAGUCGAGGUCUCGAAGUGUGGUCGCGUUCGGGUUGCGAGUUUUUUAUCAUUUAAUUCUUAUAAACAAUUUUAAUCUGCUUCCCCAGGGAUUUUGGGCCGCGAAAUGAGGUUCCAUGCAAGUGCUUGUGGAUAAGAAGGUGAAUUGUUCGAUAUCUGCGUGUGAAAGCCGCGGUUCGUGCUCGAUAGUUCGCUACAGUGGCAAAGUGCACAAGAAGCAAACGCAAACAAAUUUCCAGGAAUCGUAAAUCGCGAUUCCGAGAAAAAAACCAAAGAAAAAGAUCACGGGGGCGAGCGAGCCUGCCAUCGAGAAGAGUAUACAUCGUAAAACGUCCAAUUUGCACAUUCGCCGCCUACAAAUUGUCGAAAAACGCAAAAACAACUCACAAAUGUUGUCCAAGUGAAGGUUUCGUAAUUUUGAAGAGGUGCAAGCUGCUGGGAGCAAGUGGAAAGAAACAAAUAAACAACUGUCGUUCCGUCGAACUUGUGUUCAGGAGAUACACCUUCCAAGCCGUUUACGUCAGACGAAAUGAAAUCGAAAGGCAGACCGUUGUUUCUUCUUCUGAUAUUAUUACAGAUGACCUAUUCCAUUGCACAAAUAUUUCCAAAGAAUAACAUCGUUAAAAACGUUGGAGAUCAUGUUCAAAUGUGGUGCACAUCAAAAGACCCUAGCAAAUAUCUGUCUUUUUAUAAUGCUAGUGAAGAGCUUCCGAAGGAAAAUAUGAAGAUUGUUAAUGAGACGACGAUAGAAUUGAAUUUGUAUAAUGUCACUACCAUGGAUGUAAGUGUAACUUGUAAGUUCAAUGGAACGCGAGGAGAAGAUAUGCGCAGAAUUAUCGUCGGUACACCACCCAAAGAAAUUGAGGAUUUCCGAUGUCUCUCCUAUGACUUCAAUUAUUUCGAAUGCAAAUUUACAAUGCCUACUAACUUUGUUAAAGUGAAAUACAACAUAACGUAUUCGGUCGGAUUUAGUCCACUGAUUUAUUACUGUCCGAAGGGAAGAGAAGAAAACAAUAAAUAUAUUUGCAAUAUAACCAUAGAAAGCGGCAAGUAUCGUCAAGUUCACGAUGAAUACACAUUCAAAAUACACGCCGAGAAUAAAUUGGGCAAUAGAACCUUUGUGCGUGUUGUCAAGCACUACGAAAUGGUUAUUCCUGGAAAGCCAAUGCUUAAAGUUACGAAUAUUAGUACAAAUAGUGCUCGUAUGGAGUGGGAUGUUAUGAAAACUUUUUACAGUCGUACAGGUCUCGUGUUUGAAAUCGACAUUGUAAGUCGUUACAACGCAUCCAUUAGGAAACCAUGGGAAAAGCUUGACACAAGUAGAAUCAAAUCAAUAUCAGAGACAAAGUACAGUUUCAAUUUAGUUAAUUUAUAUCCGUACAUGUUGUAUGAAGUUAAGUUAAGACUGAAAGUAGCGAAUGCGGCAAACAUCUCUGAAAUGUGGACUGCAGUGAAUGAACAGUUCCGAACUAAAUCCAAAAAGCCUGACAAUCCACCUGCGGUUGAUGUAGGAAGUUUCCUAAAACAAUUGACCUAUAAUACGAGUGCAACAUGGUUUAUUAUUUAUUGGAAAGGAUUGGAAGAGUACGAAAAGAAUGCAGAUGGGUUGAGUUACGUUUUAACGAAAGCUCUAAAGAAUGGCAAAGAAGUGGAUAUACAACCUAAAGAAAACACAUCCUAUUCAGCGAAAUUCGUGCUGGACGAGAAAGCUGAUUACGAGUUUACCUUGCACAGUAGUAAUGUAGAAGGACUGUCAAAAGAAGGGUCAGUUAUAUCAGUCCCGAAACGAGAAUAUCCCGCCCCGCAUUUGAAAAAGAUCUACAAAGAAAUGAGCUAUAUACUUUCAUGGGACGAACCCAGCACUGAAGAUAAUUUAGAAAUUGAUAAUUAUACAGUGUUUAGUUGCGAAGCGGCGAGCGAGACUUUUGAUCAAUGCAAGAGUAACUUAAAUUUCACCCACGUUAGCCGAAAUGUGCGCAACUUCACAUACAUGAUGAAUACACAGGAAAAAAUGAAUUUCGCUGUCUCUGCAAAUUAUUAUGGAGGCGGCAGUUCUGGCAUGAUUUGGGCAUUAUGCACAGCUUCGGCAAAUAGUGAUUUCGGCAUAAUAAAACCUAAGGGACUUCCACAACAUGGUAACACAAUUAAACUAUAUUGGAACGUAGAAUGUGUGUACAGUACAAUGGUGGAAGGUUUCCGGCUCAAUUAUUGUCCUAUUGCUGUGAAUAAUGCAAGUUGCAAAGAACCGUUAAAAUCUUUGAAUAUUUCCGGUUCGAUUCGUGAGUAUUAUCUAACAAAUCUAAAAGCGUACACCACAUACGGAAUAUGGAUGAGUAUGUAUUCUGCUAAAAAACAAGGUCCAGAGGACUACACACCACUUGAAAUAACCACAUUAGAAUCGGCACCAUCCCCGCCUCGAAGGUUAACAGCCUUGAAUAAAACGGAUCACUCAAUUGAGCUACAGUGGGAGGCACCAGAAUUCCAUAAUGGAAUUUUGACUUAUUACAAAAUAUAUUACGACAAUGAACGAGAAAAUAUAACCGCUACAAACGAGACCAAGAUCACUUGGACUAUUAAAAGACUUUCUAGCUACAAAAAUUAUAAAAUUUACGUUACGGCCAGCACAACUACUGAAUCCGAAGCUAGCAAUGAUAUAUCAGUUCGAACUUUAAUCGGAAGUCCGAGCACGACUGAUCAAGUGAACAUCAUAACUGAUAAGGACUCAUCGGCCGUUACAAUAUCGUGGAAACGGCCUCAAGUUCCAUCCGGUCCAAUCGACUUCUACGAGUUGAAAGUGUCUAUUUUCGAAAGAGGUAAUCUGGCAAAUUAUAGGAUAUCUCAAAUAAAUGGAACAAAAUGCACAAUGAGGCAGUUCCAUGAUAAUAUUUGCCGUAAUAAUUGGGAAAAGAUUGAAUUCGAAGUACGUGCAGUGAAUGCGAUCCCAUCUGAGUAUGGCGAAGUACCGGACAGUUUUUCGGAAGAAUAUCCCGGAACACUUGGUAAUCAUUUCCGAUGUCAAGAGGAAAGCAGUUUUUACCAAUACAAUACCAGAUAUUUGAAAGGCGAAUGGUCCACUAAGUUACAACAAAUGUGCUACUACUCCGCAAGUGGUAUACCGAAUACCCUAAUAAUAAUUAGCAUAUUUACGUUCAUUAUAUUUGCCGUGUCUGCCUACUUUUUAUCAAAGAAAUAUAUGAAAAUGAAAGAUAUCGGCAUAACAUUUCCACCAGGACUAACUGACCUUGACCAAGAGUCGGGGCCAAAAGGGUGUGAUAAUGUGAUAAGUAGAGAUGAAAGUAUCCACAGCGAAGAAUCUUUAUAUAAAAACGAAAAUCACAAAUUACUGGAAAGUAAUCGUAUGGAUUCUGGUUACACGAACGGUUUCGAUCGUACGGAGAAAAGUGAUACAGGCGAAUUUGACGACAGUUCAAUUGACGCUAUACGAGGCGAAGAAGACUCGAGCAGUAGACACGCCGAAUCAGUUGAAAUGAGUGAUAUGAGUGACAGUAUGAGCAACUCACCGAUAGAUAGUCCUAAUAUGAACAUUAGAGAAAAUAACAUGCCAGCGCCGAUAGCGCAAAUAUCGCAGCCAAGGCCGCUAAAGAAACCCAUUAUUAUCAAUGGGUACGUACAACAUGAUUCUUUCCAAUCGUUCGCCGAACCAACAAUACCAUACACGUCUUUGGAUGAAAUCCAAAACACGAUAAUACCGAUAAAUAUGAACGCAGCAACAGACAGCAACGGACUGUCGAAGCAUAAAGAUCCGGUCAGUAUGAAUACAGGAGCCCAGGAGAACAUAUGUGGCUACGUUACGCAUAAACAACUAUCAGAAUUCGGUCACAGGCAGCAAUGAAAUUCUUCCGACUGUUAAGAUUCUGAUUUUUCGUGUGUUCCCCGUACAUAUAUGAAUAUAAAUGUCGUGUUUUCUGGAUUGUGAUGGAAAGAAUCAGGUUUUUAUUUAGCAAUCGAGAAGCAUACAGUUCACUAUCCUGAAAUGUCUAGACUGAUUAUAACUGAACACGCUCAACCUAUUUUAGAAUAUUUUUUGUUUAUAGAUUUCAAGACUCAUCGAUCUUUCGUAGAAUGUAGCGAAUGUCAUUUUACUCACAUCAUAUCACUGUGUUGUAUUCAUUGCUUAAUAAUAACCUGAUUUGGUGGUUGGUGAGUAGGUUUCAUCGUGUGAUUGUUUAACUUAGAAAAUGUCUAAACUAAGAUUAUUUUUAUAUUAUUACAUUGAAAAGUGAAAAAGAGAAAAUGCAUCAAAAACUAGAUGGAAGUCAAAAAAGUAUUUAAUUAUUUAGUGAUUACGAUUGUUAAGCUAUACAUGUUUUUUACGUAACUAUUGAAAAUAUGAAGAAAAUCUAAAAUUUUCUCAUUCAUUUAAAAGAUAUUUCCACCAGAAACUUCUUGUUAUGAAUGUCAAUCAAAAUGACUCUUUGAAGUAUGCUCUUAAAAAAUAAAAUAAAACAAAAGCAGAAACCGUCCGUGUAUAUGGAAAAGUUCUUCGAAUUCUUGCCGUUUGUUUCUGGUUUUGUUGUUUUUUUAUAUAUAUAUAUCUGCCCACCAGAAAGCUUUCAAGCUGUUAAAAUGAAUCUCUUCAUUAGAAAAUACCUAAAGUUUCUCAUUGUUGUAGGUAAUAUUCAUGCCUUCUAAGCAGCUGCUUUUAUUUAUAAUUGAUUUCCAAUGAUCGAAAUAAAAUAAUAAAAUCGAAUAUGCCAUAAACCAACAAUUAACCAUAUCUUUAUCAAAUAUGAAGCGAUUAGUGUUUACGUAUUUUAAUUAGUGUAAAAGUUGAUAAUGCCCUUCCUAUUCAUUUAUGAAUUAUGUAUUUAUUUUUACACAAUAUCGAACAAGUAUAUGUUGAUCGAAUAAAAUGCAUCUCAUUGA
Hermetia illucens (black soldier fly) is the source of this 4887-nucleotide messenger RNA. RefSeq names its product cytokine receptor-like. Gene Ontology annotation, molecular function: protein binding. The transcript has 17 exons. The record is from RefSeq and is a predicted model, not a curated record. NCBI's taxonomy places the organism in Eukaryota, Metazoa, Arthropoda, Insecta, Diptera, Stratiomyidae. The coding region runs from base 530 to 3853 and encodes 1107 amino acids.